AAAAAUUUGUCCAACACAAACAUGUUGUAUUUUUCACAUUGACCGAGGGAGCAAAGUAACUAUAGACUAGAUAGUCGUUAUAUGGACAAAAAUUACAGAAACUGUUGAUUAGUUGCUAUACAACAAAAAAAAUUACAAAAUGAUGCACGUUUGUGUCCAGUAUAACGGCUGCAAUGAUAAAAACGGUCAAGCUAUACAAAGCAAAACAUUUUUUUAUUUCUAGCCUAUCUCAUGAUGACUAUGUUUAUCAAAUUUAUUAUUAAAAAAAAGUGCAUUGUACUUUUUUGGGGGGUUAAAUUUCUCGCUCUGUCAGUUAAACGUUAAGCAAAUUAACUUGAGUUUCUUUUUUAGAAAAAAAAAAGACAAUUCAUUCAUUUGUUAGAAUGUUGACCAUUGAUCGUGCAGGUUUCAGGUUAGCAUACGGAAUUGUUUAUGAAGACGUUUAGGGUGGAAUUCAAGUGGCCGUCAAACGAAUUCACGGGCGCAUUCAUAGAGACCGCAAAGUCCGCAAACAAUAUAGAAUCAGCUGCUGAUGACUUGCUGAGACAAAACAAAAUUUAAAUUAUGUCUUAUCAUUCAUUUAUCAAUGACGGAAUGGCUGAAGGAAGGUAUCGAGUUAGUCGAUUUUAAAAAUAGACAAAGAUAAUAAAGGUGGCUACAAAACAGCCUAUGUACCCGUGACUAUGUGCUUAUAUCAAAUCAUCGUCGAAAAAUCAGAUAAAGGUUUUUUUUAUGACUAGAUUAAAUUUACAAGUCAUAUAGAAGCUGUUAUAUAUUUCUCGCAUCAAAAACCACACCCUUCAGUUGAGCGAAAGUAGACCUAAAUUUAAGUGUUUUUGGCCAGUUAAUUCAUUUGUUACCAUGUUGACCUUUGAUCGUCAAAAGGUUUUAGGAAAGGGAGGUUUUGCCACUGUUUAUGAAGGUGUUUGGGGUGAAACUAAAGUAGCCGUCAAACGAAUUGUUGUAGGGGAUGCCGCAACAACGGAACAAGAAGAGAAGGCACUGAAAAUGUUGCGUCAUAGAAACGUCAUCAAAUUAUUUCACGUGCAGGAGGACCAAGACUUCAAAAUUUUCGUCCUUGAAUUGUGUGAUGCCUCUUUGGAAAAAUUGUUCCUCAAAGAAAAUGACCCGAAAAAAUACCGCUGCCCAAUGCCAACAGAAACAGAAGUCCUACUUCAGUUGGCUAAAGGACUCGAGUACAUUCAUCAAAUGGGAUUAGUCCAUCGCGACAUCAAGCCACAGAACGUACUCAUCAGCUUGGAUUCUGCAACCCAAGAAGUGGUGAUGAAGUGGGCAGAUUUUGGUUACAGUAAACAAGUCAACGAAAGGGGAACUUUCUCGAUGAGCGGUGUUACAGGAACAUACGAUUAUUUCGCACCGGAAAUAUUGAAAUUACUCGACGAGGACAGUUCUACUGAAAACGAAGCUCAGAGAAGAGGAACCGUCCAGAGCGAUGUAUUCGCAGAAGGCCUCGUCUUUGGCUAUUUCCUUUUGGGAGGAGUUCAUCCCUUUGGCACCACAAGUCAUCAAAUUCAAACCAACUUACGAACAAAUGAACCAGCCAAUCUUCCGGAAACGGGAACCGAAGUACAAAAGGGAAAAAUUUGUAAUAAUAUAAUCACUGCAAUGUUAGAAAAAGAACCAAGCAUUCGAAUUACUUCGUCCGUUGUCGUUAAUCAACUCACAAACAUCCUGAGGAAUUCAAGCGUUAGAAUUCAGCAGAUGUUCAAUUUAAUUGCAAAGGGGAAUCCAAGCGUGGAAGAUAUAGGAAAACUGAUUCAAGAAGGUGUGGACCUCAACGUCAAAGACCCAUAUGGAUUGACACCGCUAUUGCGCUUAGCGAACAGCAAAAAGAUAAGUGAUAAUUUUGUAGAAAUAGUUAGUCUCUUGAUAAAAAACGGAGCCAACGUCAAUUCACUUGAUAGCAACGAUAAAAAUGCUCUCCUGUUGUGGUGCAAAAAUCGUAAACAACAUACAAACCAAAGUUUUUUGGCAAUCCUCAAUCUCUUCGUUGAAAAUGGGAUCGAUAUCAAUUGCAAAAAUGAAUACGGAGAUAAUGCUCUAACUUUUUUGUGCCGAAAUUAUAAAAGUGAAAACUUUAUCGACAUUAUUCGAUUUUUCAUUGAAAAUGGAAUCGAUAUCAAUUUUGAAGACCGAAUCCGAGAUAAUGCUCUCAUAAUAUUGUGCAGAAAUUACGAAAAUGAAAAUUUAAUUGACAUUAUUCAACUUUUAAUUAAAAAUCAGAUCGACAUCAAUUGCAAAAACAUUUUCGGAGAAAAUGCGUUCACUUUAUUGUGCGGAAAUUAUAAAAAGGAAAAUUUAAUUGACAUUAUUCGACUUUUCAUUGAUAAUGGGAUCGACAUCAAUUUCAAAACCAACAACGGAGACAAUGCUCUCACUAAAUUGUGCACAUAUAAUAAAAACAAAAGUGUAAUUGGCAUUAUUCGAUUUUUCAUCGAAAAAGGGAUCGAUAUCAAUUCAAAAACCAAAUACGGAAGUAAUGCUCUCACCUUAUUGUGCGAAAAUUAUAAACAGGAAAACUUAAUUGACAUUAUUCGACUUGUCAUUGAAAAUGGGAUCGAUAUCAAUUGCAAAAAUAAAUACGGAAAAAAUGCUCUUACUUUAUUGAGCGCAAAUUAUAAAAACAAAAAUUGUAUUGUCGUUAUAACAUUUUUAAUCAAGAGUGGAUUCAAUGUGACUGAAGAAACGCGUGAUUACUUCCAGAGAAAUUAUUUAAAAAAAAAUCGCAAAGAAAUCUUGCAAUUACUUCAUGUUUAAUAACAUCCAGAUUAACCAGCUACCUACAGUAUAACGAAUGGCCGCCAGUUCAGUUGGAGAGGUGCCUGUAUAUAAAGAAGAUACGGAUUUAUUGCGCAGACGACUGGAUAAAAUCAAACAAGCGCCUGACGAUGUUGCAGAACUCUUCGAGGAAGUUUGCGAUGCUUGGCUGGCAUUUCUCGUCUACGAGUUCAAAGAAGAAUCGCUUGAACAUUCUCGACCAAUGUUGGACGAAGCCAAAGACGAGUUGAAGAAAAUUAAAGAAAAGGGCCUCAGCCCGAAAUAGAGAAAAAACAUCAAUUGAAACAAUUCAAAUAAGUUGGAAAGAUGUGCGAGUUGACGAGAAGAAAACUUUAGACAGAAAUGAAACGCUCGCGCAAUCCUUGAAGAAAUACAUCUUGCAGUUACAUACUGUAUUGCAUGUUUGUGCAUGCGCCGUUAUUUUGAUACAACAAGAUUCUAUUUUGAGUUGGUGACAUCUCCAAGGAAGAUGACCGACUUUUCAGCCAAAGUAAAAAAUGUGGAGAGAAAUGCCAUCGCAAUUAAUAAAUUGGAAGAGUCGCUUCAACUGACGUUAGAAUCCUGCGCUAAGACGCAUUGUCACUCCGCUAAAAUGUACGUCCAAGUUACCGACAAUCAUCUGCGUGAAGAUGAAGCGUCGAAUGACAUCAAGGAAAUGAUUAAGGUCGCCAAAGGCGAUAUGUGUUGAACGGAGACAAAAGUGUGAGCGCAUUCCAGAUGGAAAUGACUGGCAAAUGUCCAUAAUUAAUUUCAUUUGAGAUAUCGACCUGCCCUCCGGUAUCGGCCAAGACGCUCAAGACAAACCUUUAACUGUUGAAAAUUUUGACUUAGACUUAGUUACGAUUCAUGUUUUUAUGAUUCU
Daphnia pulicaria is the source of this 3661-nucleotide messenger RNA. RefSeq names its product probable myosin light chain kinase DDB_G0284661. Gene Ontology annotation, biological process: protein phosphorylation; IRE1-mediated unfolded protein response; intrinsic apoptotic signaling pathway in response to endoplasmic reticulum stress. Gene Ontology annotation, cellular component: IRE1-TRAF2-ASK1 complex. The coding region runs from base 862 to 2778 and encodes 638 amino acids. The record is from RefSeq and is a predicted model, not a curated record. The transcript has 3 exons. Gene Ontology annotation, molecular function: RNA endonuclease activity; protein serine/threonine kinase activity; ATP binding. Lineage: Eukaryota; Metazoa; Arthropoda; Branchiopoda; Diplostraca; Daphniidae.